Messenger RNA from Notechis scutatus (mainland tiger snake), 1960 nucleotides. RefSeq names its product serine protease 27-like. Gene Ontology annotation, molecular function: serine-type endopeptidase activity. Lineage: Eukaryota; Metazoa; Chordata; Lepidosauria; Squamata; Elapidae. The record is from RefSeq and is a predicted model, not a curated record. Gene Ontology annotation, biological process: proteolysis.
CCAGGAAGUGGCUGCCUUGUUAAAAAUUUAUUUUGCACGCUCAUAGGUUUUCACUGAAGCAAAACUGGAUGGUUACAGGCUGGAAACAACCUUCUUCCUUGGAGUUGAGGCAGGGGCCCUGUUUCGGUAUGAGAACUGCCUCUAUUUUCUGUUGCUUUGUCAUGCUUUCUCUAACACAGGGUGCUCUGAAAAAUGAAAUUCAAAACAGAGAUGACAAAAAUGGUAUUCAAACAGUGUGUGGACAGGUGGUGAAGCAGAACCGUAUUGUGGGGGGAGAAGAUGCCUCUCUGAAUGCUUGGCCAUGGCAAGCCAGCCUCCAGUACCAAGGAAAGCAUGUCUGUGGAGCGACCCUCAUCAGCUCUGAAUGGAUACUGACAGCAGCCCAUUGCUUCCCUAAGAAUGCAGUACUCUCUAAUUACCAGGCCAACUUGGGAAACUACCAGCUCUUGAAUCCAGACCCAAAUGCUGUGUGGCGGAGACUGUCUCAAGUGGCUGUGCAUGAGAACUACACCGGAGAUGGAUCCAGUGGAGACAUAGCUCUAGCUCAGCUAGAGCAACCUGUCCGUUUCACCCAAGGGAUCCUUCCAGCCUGUCUCCCAGAUGCCAAAAUCCAGUUUCCAAAGGGCUCCCUUUGCUGGGUGACAGGGUGGGGAUCACCUACAUAUGGAGCCAAUCUGGGAGGUCUUAAAACAUUGCAGCAGGUCCAGUUGCCAUUGAUUGACACCAUGACCUGUGAUGACCUCUUUCACAUUGGUACAAAUAUCAGUCCCACCACCAGAGAGAUCCAGGAUGACAUGUUCUGUGCUGGCUAUGCAGAGGGAAAAAAGGAUGCUUGUUUGGGUGACUCCGGAGGUCCAUUAGUCUGCCAAGCGGAUGGUGCCUGGUUUGUUGCAGGCAUUGUGAGCUGGGGUGAUCUGUGUGGUCUCUCCAAUCGGCCAGGAGUUUACACCCGUGUUAGUUUUUACCAAGACUGGAUUCAGAGUCACUUCUCUGGGGUGCAAUUUGGUCUUAUGAAUGUCACCUAUUAUCGAGUUGCUUCACCACAAGCUGCCUCAAGCCAAGUCCUCAAACAUUUCAAUUUUGUCCUCCAGUUUCUGAUCUCCUGCUUUAUCAUCAUUUUCUGAAAUAGAUCGGGAAUAAGACAUUCUAGUGCUUUUAUUUACCAAGUUGAAUUUUUAUGGAAAAAUAAAUCUUAACUGAAGUCUCCUUGCAACACCAGCAUCUUCCACUAAAAAAGACAUUUAUGGAAUUUUAUGGAAACACCACCAGCUUCUAUCCUUGAUGUGGCAUUAGAAGUCCAUUUCUCCCCAAAAGAAUGGAUUGUGGAAUGUGAAGUUUAUUUUUUUUAUCUUCCAUCAUGUUCGACAAUAGAAUAUUGUGGAUUUUUAAGGCAUUAGAGAUGUGGAGAAAUCUUUUACUGGUGGGAGAGUCAUAUUUCUUCAUUUUGUUCUGUUCAUCUAACUCUCUGAAGGAGAACAAGAGUUCUUAUGUUUGUUUCUCAAAGGUGCUUUUCAUGUCACUUCAUAUAUAUAUACCAUCUCACUUACCAAAGGGCUACUUUUUAUCAAGAGGUUCUUUCCAAAGGUAACAGGAAAAGGAAAUAUGGAAGAGCCACCCUAUUCAAGUCAUAUUGAACUUUCAUCAACAUUUCUGGAUAGCAUUUGGCUGGCACUGCUCUAACCCAACAGUUCCUGAUCUGAAUUUGAAAUGGUGAGAAAAGUGGCAUAUAAAACAGCUAAAUGAAACCUUGUUCCUUUAGCAGACUAGAGCUCAUCAUCUCAGGAAUCUCAUUUUGCCAUAGUGUCUACCUCUGACUUAGCCUUAGACUUGAUCUACCCAUACACUUGAAUGAAAUUGUAGAAUCUUGAAGUUGUAGAAUGGUAGGUAGAUCAUACCAUUUGAAAAUGCAGACAGGGAAGUAGUUAUCUUCCAACAUUUCCCCCCAAAUAAUACAUUAAGA